This is a messenger RNA of Elaeis guineensis (African oil palm), 1536 nucleotides long. Its product is annotated as probable enoyl-CoA hydratase 2, mitochondrial. Gene Ontology annotation, molecular function: catalytic activity. Gene Ontology annotation, cellular component: mitochondrion. The record is from RefSeq and is a predicted model, not a curated record. Gene Ontology annotation, biological process: fatty acid beta-oxidation. NCBI's taxonomy places the organism in Eukaryota, Viridiplantae, Streptophyta, Magnoliopsida, Arecales, Arecaceae.
UUUUCGGGGUUCGGUGGGAAGGAGGACACCUGAGAGAGAUCGGAGGGGUUUCUUUAGGUUCCGGUUGGGGUUUUAUCUCGGGCAUGUGGGUUUUGCGCGAGUUGUGGCGGUGUGAGUUGGUCCCUUGAGGGUUUGAGGGCUUGAUCUUGAUAGAAGCGUGAUAUUUUGUAGGGUUUGGGGAUUUUCCAUCGAAAGGAUUCUUCUUUGGCUACAAAAUUUUUAAUUCAUGCCCAUUCUUUUUUACUGUGAUCAGAAGGAGGCUCUGAACUCCUAUUAGAAGAUUUUGGCGUCUCCAGCAACCUACAGCGAGAGCGAGCGGCGAUGUAUCACUUCCGGACCCUCAUCUUGCACCGCUUCCGCGGCCCCUCCCUCGGAAGCGCCACCUCCUCUUCUCCUCGCUUUCUCCAUCUCGCGCUCGCCAGAAGAUCCCUCCGUGAGGCGGGUCCCGCUGCCGGCGCCGCGGUGGCGGCGCUGCCGCACUACCAUCGCACGCUGUUCAGACGGAGCCUGAUCCUCCAGACCGUCCCGGAGCCGGUGAAGGUGGAGAGGCUUUCCGACUCCGAUUCCGGGAUUGUUGAGCUAAGGUUGGAUCGUGGUGAGGCCAAAAACGCGAUAGGGAAGGAGAUGCUGAAAGGAUUGCAGAACGCGCUCGAGGUGAUCAAGGAGGAUGCAGCAGCAAAUGUGGUCAUGGUCUGCAGUUCGGUUCCUACGGUUUUCUGUGCUGGGGCCGAUCUCAAGGAACGAAAGAAGAUGAGUUCUUCUGAAGUCCAGUUAUUUGUGAACUCUUUACGGACAACAUUCUCAUACUUGGAGGCACUCUCUAUUCCUGCAAUUGCUGUUAUUGAAGGAGCAGCAUUGGGUGGUGGGCUAGAAUUGGUUCUUUCAUGUGAUCUUCGCAUAUGCGGUGAGGAUGCAAUGUUUGGCAUGCCGGAGACUGGACUUGCAAUAAUUCCUGGAGCUGGAGGGACCCAACGUCUUCCUCGAGUAGUUGGAAGAUCUGUGGCAAAGGAGCUCAUAUUCACUGGUCGGAAGAUUGAUGGAAAAGAAGCUUUCUCUUUGGGACUUGUCAAUUACUGUGUUCCUGCUGGAAAGGCAUACAUAAAAGCCCUUCAAGUUGCGAGAGAUAUAAAUCAAAAGGGUCCCUUGGCUCUAAGGAUGGCUAAACAAGCUAUUAACCAAGGAAUGGAAGUUGGCAUGCCGUCAGCAUUGGAUGUAGAAGAGAGAUGUUAUGGGCAACUCCUGGAUACAGAGGACCGUCUUGAAGGGUUAGCUGCCUUUGCAGAAAAGCGAAAGCCAAGAUAUGCGGGCAAAUAGACCUGCAAUAACCUGCAAAGGCAAUUGCACAAUAAUGAAGCCUUCUGUUGUUGAAACUUUUACAGAAAAUUAUUCAUUGGCUUCCUCAAUUGGACCAAGAUUGUACCUGCAAAGGAAUUUGGAGGCAAAUGUUGUUUACUAGCAGAUGUAUCAGAGAGCUUUGUUUAAGUUGAUAAAUUUAAAACAAUGGUAAUAAGAAUUGCUAUUUCAGUUUUGUGCCAA